This is a messenger RNA of Fusarium oxysporum Fo47, 1398 nucleotides long. RefSeq lists its product as uncharacterized. The record is from RefSeq and is a predicted model, not a curated record. NCBI's taxonomy places the organism in Eukaryota, Fungi, Ascomycota, Sordariomycetes, Hypocreales, Nectriaceae. The coding region runs from base 1 to 1398 and encodes 465 amino acids. The transcript is spliced from 3 exons.
AUGCUGCGUUGCAUGGAUGGCUCUCAGGAUUUAUGUCGAUGUCUGGAGCCAAGGAUGCUGUCUUACAACCAGUCGGCCGAUAUGACAGCAUGCGCCGCUCUCCGACGGAUCACGGGGAAUGAGAUCAUCAUCCGCGACUGUUCUCCCCAAGAAUUAUGCCAUCUCAGUUACACCUGCAAGCGUUUGGCAUCAGUCGCUGGAGACUGUCUAUGGAGGGACAUUGAGUUUCAUGAGAAGGGAUAUCACGAGUCGAGCGCAGAGCUCAACGAGCCGUUGCCUUACAAAUCUCCCAAUCGGUUUUACCAUGAUUCGAAAAGGGAUGGUUGGCAGAGCGAUAUCAGCGAAAGAGCCAAGAAUCUCUUCUCCAUGCUGCAGGCACUCCACGCUCACGGUGAAGGACGCCUAAGGGAAGUUGCUGGUCGGGUGAAGAGUCUGUGUACCGUGAUUGAGCCACAGUGGAAGCCCGAUGAGAGUUCAGUGGCAGAGCCAGUCUCUGUUUGGAAGCUCUUACCUUACUUCAAGAACCUCGAAUACUUGGAGCUUCACGGCGCCUAUGAAACUUCCUACUACAGGGAGCUUGAGGAGAUACUAGAGGGGCCUUUGACCAAGCUGCGGUUCGCAAAACUCUUCGCUUACAUCCCCCGAUCUGUUUCAACUUACGUUCUCCAAUCCCACGAAACGCUCGAGCGCCUAGAGCUUGGUAUGUUAGAUCCGCCGCUGCCCAAUGCAGUCGGUAUCAGUGAACAAGAUGCUGGGAAUCAUGGCCGAUGGGAACACCAACCCAGGGGAGUCAUCCCAAGCCCACUUGGACAUUUCAUCCCCGAUGCCCGAGUCCCUUUCCCAAGCCUCAGGCACUUAUACUUAUGUUCACCUUGUAAUAGCCGUGGUGAUUACUUCAACCAGCAUAAUUCAUGGUCGACUUGCGCAGAGCGGAACUGUCUCGAGGCAUGGAAAAGGCUCAUCCUGGCGUCUCAUAGGACUCUGGAGACCCUCGUCAUCGAACAUCGACCUGCAGCAGGAAUCGAAGACAACGAAGGGUUCUCUGAGGAUGAGUUUCUCUCCACCGGAAAGACCGGUGCUGGCAACAGGGCAUUGUUGGAUGCCAUCGGGGACAUAAUCAUCGAUAAGGAGAGACUUCCCAGAUUGAAACGAGUGUAUCUGUAUGGAUUUGUUGCUGGCAGAUCAUCUGAAGCAUCGUCUGUCGAAAUACCCGGAGACUGGUUGAUGCAUGGGUUGGAAGCGAGAGAAGUCACCUGCGAAGCCAGAAGGGGAAAAUGGUGUCUGUUCGAUCAGGACUCAGGCGAGACAAAUUGGGCAAAGUGGACUGGAGAUGGGAAUAGUAAUCUUCACGAUGGUUAUAUGGGUAUCCGGUGGUAUUCACUUUUGGCUCGGGUAUAA